Drosophila serrata is the source of this 1684-nucleotide messenger RNA. RefSeq names its product Cytochrome P450 6w1 (gene Cyp6w1). The record is from RefSeq and is a predicted model, not a curated record. NCBI's taxonomy places the organism in Eukaryota, Metazoa, Arthropoda, Insecta, Diptera, Drosophilidae. Gene Ontology annotation, molecular function: iron ion binding; monooxygenase activity; heme binding. Gene Ontology annotation, biological process: insecticide catabolic process; response to DDT.
CUAGCGGCCUGGCAAGUCGAACAGUGGCUCCCGGCAGUCGAAGCUUCCAACAUGUCGAACGAGCUCCUUUUCUUGCUCGCCACCUUGGCGAUCGUGUUCUACAUCUGGCAGAGGCGAGCUUUCAGUUUCUGGCAGAGCCGCGGGGUGAAGUUUAUUCGUCCGGUGACCCUUUUGGGAUGCACCCGAGAGUUCCUAACGGGUCGGGUGCCCUUUUUUGAGCAAAUUCAAAAGUUCCACGAGACCCCGGGCUGCGAGAAGGAGCCUUUCGUGGGAGUCUAUCUGGCAUAUCGUCCGGCUCUGGUAAUUCGCGAUCUGGAGUUGAUCAAGACGGUGAUGGUGAAGAAGUUUCAGUACUUCAACAAUCGUGUGCUCCGAACGGAUCCCCACCACGAUGCCCUAGGCCAUAACAACCUCUUCUUUGCCCGCAGUCCGACAUGGAAGGAGUUAAGGAACAAGAUCUCGCCGGUCUUUACCUCCGGAAAGAUCAAGCAGAUGUAUCCGCACAUGGUGAAGAUUGGCAAGAACCUGGAGGACAGCGCUGACCGUCUGGGCAGCGGCUCAAAUGUCCAGAUCAAGGAUCUCUGCGCUCGGUUCACCACCGACUUGAUCGCCACUAUUGCCUUCGGCCUGGAGGCCAACGCUCUGCAGCUCCCCAAGAGUGAGUUCUAUCACCACAACAAGGCGAUCUUCGCGGUUUCGCUGAGCCGCGCCAUUGACUUUGCCAUAAUCUUUAUGCUGCCGGCUCUGGCUUCGCUGGCCCGCGUGAAGCUCUUCUCCAAGGAUACCACCAAGUUCAUCCGGAGCAGCAUCAACUUUGUGCUGGCCGAGAGAGAGCGCACUGGCAUAAAGCGGAACGAUCUCAUCGACAUUCUGCUGGCCUGGAGGAAGGAGGCGGCGGCCAAUCCGGAGAAGAACCAUCAGACCAAUGACCUGGACUACCUGGUGGCCCAAGCGGCCGUCUUCCAGACAGCCGGCUUUGAGACGAGCUCCUCCACGAUGACGCUGACGCUGUACGAGUUAGCCCUGCAGGAGGAGCUGCAAGACCGCCUCCGCCAGGAGAUAGCAGACUUCUUUGGCGAGGAGGAUCAUGUCAGCUACGAGCGCAUCCAGGAGAUGCCCUACCUGUCGCAGGUGGUCAACGAGACACUGCGAAUGUAUCCGAUUGUGGGAUACGCGGAGCGCGAGUGCUCGCAGCCCGCGGAGGGUGAAAAGUUCACCCUUAGUCCGCACAGCAACAUGGAGCUGCCACACGGCAUGUCCGUCUAUGUGUCCACCCUGGCCAUCCAACGUGACCCGCAGUACUGGCCGGAGCCGGAGAAGUUCGACCCGGAUCGUUUUGCUCCCGAGAAUCGACACAACAUCAACAUGGAUGCCUACAUGCCCUUCGGCGUGGGUCCGCGCAACUGCAUUGGCAUGCGCUUGGGUCUCCUCCAGUCCAAGCUGGGCCUCGUGCACCUGUUGCGCAAGCACCGAGUCCACACCUGUGACCAGACCCCCAAGACGAUUGAGUGGGCCCCUGGCAGUCCGGUGGUUGCCUCCAAGGAUGACAUUGUCCUGCGACUGGAGAAGGUUUCGGGGUAAUGAAGUUUCGGUUCUAUGAAAUAGAAUCAAUUUCAAAUUUUAUUCCAGUUAAAAUGAAGCGUUAUUCCAAAGAAUAAAAGGAUUUCUAUUCGACUUUCUUAUA